CAUUUAUAAGUGAUCUGUCAUCUCCUGGAGCAACAGGCGUGGACCGAAGCGCUCGACUCUCCAACCUCAUCUCUAACUUCUCCACAAUCCCACGGGAGCUUUAAUCAUGGCCACAAACGACCAAGAAAAACCACACGAAAACAUAGAUAAACACCUAUAUGAGACUCCGUAUGACGCCGUAGCGCCCGACCCGGAGCCGAUAUAUGAGAAUCAAAGUGCGAUAGAGGAGUGCGCCGCGCAAUCGACCUCUCCAGAAUACAUGGACACGAGAGAAGCCACUCAAGAAAAAGAAAGACACCCUUCACCAUCCGAUGAACAAGAUGAGAAAGUUGAAGACUACCAGGAUGAGAAAGUUGAAGAGCACAUCUAUGAAAAAGUUGAAGAGGACACGGAUGACAAAGUUGAAGAGCGCAUGGAUGAGAAAGUUGAAGACCACACAGAUGAGGAACCUGUAGAGGCUUCUCUAUUCAAUGGGGAUGAAAACGAGUACAGGCGGUCAUUUUCUUCAGAGGACACUUGUGACCCAUACGAAGACAAACCUUUAUUGGUCACAGAUGACCUGCUCAUGGCAUACAGUCUUCAGGAGGAGGACGUAUCUUCAGAACCUGAGGAGAUAGUUGACUACAGUCUGAAAACCAUUGAGGACAACCCUGUGGAGGAGGUCACGACGGUUUCAGACCCUGACCAGCCAGAGGUUGCGCUUUAUGUCAAGGCUGGUUGUGAUGGAGAGAGCAUUGGGAACUGUCCUUUCUCUCAGCGUAUCUUCAUGAUCCUUUGGCUCAAAGGUGUGGUCUUCAAUGUCACCACUGUUGACCUGAAGAGGAAACCAGCCGAUUUGCAUAAUCUGGCCCCAGGCACACAUCCGCCAUUCCUGACCUACAACGGUGAGGUGAAGACAGACAUUAACAAGAUCGAAGAGUUCCUGGAGGAGGUUUUGGCUCCGCCAAAGUACCCCAAACUUGCAGCCAGACACAGGGAGUCAAACACAGCUGGGAAUGACAUAUUUGCAAAGUUCUCGGCUUUCAUAAAAAAUACAAAGCCAGAUGCCAAUAUAGCUCUGGAGAAGGCUCUGACAAAAGCCCUGAAGAAGCUGGAUGAAUAUCUGAACAGUCCUCUGCCUGAUGAGAUCGAUGCCGACAGCACAGAAGAAGAGGAGCAAAGCUCCAGCCGCAGGUUCCUGGAUGGCAACGAACUCACGCUGGCAGAUUGCAACCUGCUGCCGAAACUGCACAUAGUGAAGGUCGUUGCCAAGAAAUAUCGGAACUACGACAUCCCUAGCGAUUUGACCGGCGUGUGGCGCUACUUGAACAGCGCGUACGCACAGGAGGAGUUCACCAACACGUGUGCGGCUGACAGUGAGAUCGAAUUAGCAUAUAAAGAUGUGGCUAAGAGGCUGGCCAAAUAAAUAAAUGAACAGCAAAACACAACCUGACCUGUGGUAUGGUUAUCCGACAAGACUCUGUUUGCCAUGUAAUUCAAAACAAAUAAGUUAUUACAUCAUUCAUUCAAGGCCCUGAUCCGUCACUGGUGCUUAAAUCUGGUAUUGAAAGGCCACGUCGUAAGUCUUGUUUGUCCAGUGACUCGGAUGUGAAUCUAAAAUACCAAUCUAGACUGUCAAUAUUUUCCCAAGUGUCUCGAUUUAAAGAGGCGCACUUCAUAUUUUUCCCAAUAUAUCUUCCUGUUUUAUUCCCAUUCUCCUAUUAUUACAUCAUUUGUGUAAUUGUUUUUAUCAGUCAUACAUUGAACAUGCUUAGCUUUAGUCUUCCCUUAAAAUCUAGCUUUCGCUGCUCAGUCUGACAGUUUAUUUGCUUUCAGUUGCAUCAAUUUUUGUGUGUGUAAUAAAUUAAGAGAUCAAAUCUGAGCAGCAGGAACAAAAAAAUAAACGCAAGUCAUUAUUUACA
Messenger RNA from Misgurnus anguillicaudatus (oriental weatherfish), 1901 nucleotides. The record is from RefSeq and is a predicted model, not a curated record. NCBI's taxonomy places the organism in Eukaryota, Metazoa, Chordata, Actinopteri, Cypriniformes, Cobitidae.